This is a messenger RNA of Danio aesculapii, 1908 nucleotides long. It is a transcript of the gene nudt18, whose product is annotated as nudix (nucleoside diphosphate linked moiety X)-type motif 18. The transcript has 4 exons. The record is from RefSeq and is a predicted model, not a curated record. Gene Ontology annotation, molecular function: magnesium ion binding; 8-oxo-dGDP phosphatase activity; 8-oxo-GDP phosphatase activity. The coding region runs from base 347 to 1324 and encodes 325 amino acids. NCBI's taxonomy places the organism in Eukaryota, Metazoa, Chordata, Actinopteri, Cypriniformes, Danionidae.
UUUAAUCCUUUGUAGCAUAGAUUCAACAAGGUACUGGAAAUAUUCCUCAGAGAUUUUGGUCUAUAUUGACAUGAUAACAUCACGCACUUGCUGCAGAUUUGUCUGCUGCACAUCCAUGAUGCGACUUUCCCGUUCCACCACAUCACAAAUGUGCUCUGUUGGAUUGAGAUCUGAUGACUGUGGAGGCCAUUUGAGUAACUCAUUGUCAUGUUCAAGAAACCACUCUGAGAUUAUUCGCGCUUAAAGACAUGGCGAGUUGUCCUGCUAUGAGUAGCCAUCAGAAGAUGGGUACACUGUGGCCAUAAAGGGAUGGACAUUGUCAGCAACAAUACUCAGCAACUCUGCCAUGGAGUCGCUAUCACCGAUACUGGAGGAGAACUUGGAGAAGAUUUUGAGGGGUGAGGGUCUCGAGAUUGAUUCUGUCCCUGACCAAGUGGACCCUGUCACACUGAGGAAGAAUGUGUGUUAUAUUGUCGGCGCAGUAAUUUUCAAUUCAAAGGAGGAAGUGUUGAUGGUACAGGAGGCAAAGAGAGAGUGUUACGGCAGAUGGUACCUCCCUGCGGGUCGCAUGGAAGAGUGUGAAAGCAUUCUAGAGGCACUGCAGAGGGAGGUCAGAGAGGAGGCGGGAAUCAAAUGUCAGCCAAUCACACUGCUGCUGGUGCAGGAGCAAGGGCCUAGAUGGGUUCGCUUCAUCUUCCUUGCUGAGGAAACAGGGGGCUCUCUGAAGACAACUGCAGAAGCGGACGAUGAAUCUCUGCAAGCUCAUUGGUGGGAUCGCAAGUCUCCACUUCCUCUUCGUGGACAUGACAUACUGUCCCUCAUCGACGCUGGACUCAAAUAUCGCCGAAAUCCCUGGUUCCCAGUCACACAACCUGUUGACUUCCCCUGCCAUGUUGUCUGCCAAAGACUUUUCCUCACAUUCAUCUCCAGCAGAGCUGACGCUGAUGACCACCUGUGGCUGCUUAUGAGCAAUAAUAACACCAGUCCUCAUCCUCGUCUUCCUAUAGUUGUAUCUUUCAGAACAUACCUCUCAAAGGCUGUAAGCAAACUGAUUAAGGAGUGCAUGUCUUCAUCGUUCAUAAGCGUUCAUAUGCGUGGCAUUCUGGGAGUGCAGCACAAUGGGAGAAUUCCAGGCAAAACUGAUGGGAUCUGCUUCAACACGCUUGUGUUAUUGGAAAACACAGAGGAAGGCGCUGAAGUUGGCAGCCCGCCAUCAUUAGAAAGUGACUGUUACAGAUGGCAAGAGGUGACCAAUCAGAGUCUUAAAGGAAAGAUAAUAGAGAGGAUUAAAGAUGGGUCUGUUCUGCCUUUUCAAAGUCUAUAGUUUAACGCUUCCAGUAUCCAUAGUUUCAGGUGAUCUUAUACAAGAUACAUCUUGUAUCUUCACACCAUAGACAAUUGCCCUCAGAUGACCCUAAAGAUAAAAGUCUAAGGGGGUAAGAUCGGGCGACCUUGGGGGCUAUUCAACUGGCCCACGAUGACCAAUCCACUUUUCAGGAAACUGUUCAUCUAGGAAUGCUCAGACCUGACACCGAUAAUGUGGUGGUGCACCAUCUUGCUGGAAAAACUCUUGCCUGGAAUGUGCCAGGUUCAGUGCAUAAAGAGGGAAACACAUCAUCAUUUAGCAAUAUCAAAUAUCCAGUGGCCUUGAGGUUUCCAUUGAUGAAGAAUAGCCACACUAGCUUUGUUGUCGAGGUGUGAAAAGACAAGAUGUGUAGCACCACCUGAAACUACGGAUACUGGAAGCCUGUGCUGGCAUUUCUCCUGCGGUGUUGCUAUCAGUGUGUGAAGAGUGGGAGAAGAGGGUUGCAUUGACAAUCCAACACAAUGGGCAGCACAUUGAACACAUUUUAUAAGUGGUCAGAAACUAGUAAAUAACUCAUGAAAGAAUAAAGUUAAAACCAAGCA